Molecule: messenger RNA, 929 nt
Organism: Branchiostoma floridae (Florida lancelet)
Lineage: Eukaryota; Metazoa; Chordata; Leptocardii; Amphioxiformes; Branchiostomatidae
Product: demethylmenaquinone methyltransferase-like
Exons: 6
Coding region: 180-830 (216 amino acids)
Source: RefSeq, a predicted model, not a curated record
UGUGUAGCACAUCCCAAACCUGCUAGGAGGCUCUUUUUAGUACUGACAACCCAGUGAGUGAGGCCAAGGGCAAUACUGACCUGAAGUAACCUGUCCUGUGGUUUGACUCUGAGCCUCUUUGGCGUACGGCACAGUCGGAGUUGGGGCCAGGAAAAGUUGGAGUUACUGUACCUGUGACCAUGACGGACACACCCGAGGACGUUCACCACAGACUGUGGCAUGUUUUAACCCCUGGUAUCCCGAGGGAACAGUCACAGGAGCUGUACCGUACUUGGGCCCCCCUGUAUGAACAGGACAUGAAGACAUCACAGUACAACGGACCCCGUCAGGUAGCCCAGACAUUAGUGAAGGCUCUGGGGAGCAGAAGUGAUGCUCACAUUCUGGACGUAGCUGCGGGGACGGGGUUCGUUGGAGAGGAGCUCCAGAAGCUGGGCUUCAGUAAUCUGGACGCCCUGGAUGCCAGCCAGGAGAUGCUGGACAUCGCCCAGACCAAACAUGUGUACAACAACUUCAUCCUGGACUUCCUGGGGACUAACAGGUUAAACAUAGAGGAUGACACGUAUGAUGCGACCACCUGUUGCGGGGCGUUCUGUGAAGGUCAUGUGAAGUGUGACUGUCUGGAGGAGCUCAUCAGAGUGGUCAAACCAGGUGGUUUUGUGUGUGUCGGGAUCAGGAAGUUCUUCCUGGAGACAGUGGAGGAGUAUCACAAGCUGGAGCCACUCAUGGCAGACCUGCAGCGCAGGGGAUUGUGGGAACCCGUGUCACGUCACGUCACACAGGACUACUGCGAAGGCUACGACGGAGUCGUCUUUCUUUUUAAAGUCAAGUGAUUGAGGAUUAGACUGCAGUAAUGUAGUACAUGAUAGGAUUUUUUGUCGCAUAUUAAACGUAACGGUCAUCAACAAUUAAAGGAACAUGCUGUACAUCAA